This is a messenger RNA of Engraulis encrasicolus (European anchovy), 2044 nucleotides long. RefSeq names its product rho guanine nucleotide exchange factor 19. Gene Ontology annotation, cellular component: nucleus; cytoplasm. NCBI's taxonomy places the organism in Eukaryota, Metazoa, Chordata, Actinopteri, Clupeiformes, Engraulidae. The transcript has 13 exons. Bases 233 to 1903 code for a protein of 556 amino acids. The record is from RefSeq and is a predicted model, not a curated record. Gene Ontology annotation, biological process: activation of GTPase activity. Gene Ontology annotation, molecular function: guanyl-nucleotide exchange factor activity.
GUCAAAUGGGUGUUUUGCACUCAUGGAAAUAAUGCUGACUCAUUAGUCCCACCAUCACGUGAAAUCAAUCAACGAAAUGAAUAGCCAAUGGGGAAGCACGGACUGUGCGUCGCACAUGCACCCAAAUGUAACAGUGAGCAUUCAUUCUGUCGAAAUCAGCGUAGGCUAGGUGAUCAGGUCGUUUAUGGUUUUAUGCGUGCCAAGUAACUUUUGUGUCGGCACGUAGGCUAAUAUGGACACCCAUGUACACAACAAUCAUGAACAUGACUAUGAACAUUUCGACACAAAAGGUAGUGGCAGUAGGCCUAAUGUCUUUAACGAGGACGUCGGUGCGCAAAAGACUUCUGUGGAGAUGGGCACCCAUCUUCAUGUUGGAGGAGAGGAAAGUAGGCCUAGUAUUUUCGAAAUGCUUGGUUCGGUUGGUAUUGGAGCAGCCCUGAGAUCUGUCGCCGACACGGCUACUUCGAGUUUGGGGAAAGGUGCGUUAAUCACUCCUGGGCACCAGCUGUUCUCAAGCCCACAGCCACUGGCAGAAAGUCCUGCUGUCUCACCAUCACCUCACCACCUGGAAGAUAAGAGCACGUGCAGUGACUUGGAGGAGGUGGAAGAUGAGGUGUUGUUGAAUGAGGACUUUGGAUCCAAUUUAUUUCAUAACGUUCCCCUCUACCAGGAGUACCUUCUGAAGUCUAUGAAGGCUGAUAUUCAAAGAGUGCAUCAGACUGGUCUCUCUGACUUGGUGGCCUCCCAACAAUGGCUACCCGGUCUGGAGUGCCCAGCUCAACCUGGCUUGGCAAGAUCAGCCAGGCUCUCGCUGUCUCCAACUCCUGCUGUCCUCAAAGAUAGGGGUGCCUACUCUCUGUGGCAGGAGCUUAGUGUGGUUAAAGAGCAAGGCCUUCUUGGAUUGCUCACUGCAAAGGAGGUCAGACGACAGGAGACCAUGUUUGAACUACUGACCUCCGAAGCCUCCUAUCUGAAGAGCCUGAGGGUUGCAGUCAAUCAUUUCCAGUGCUCCAAGACACUUCAAAAAACCCUGUCCUCUCUGGAGCAUCACAUCCUUUUCUCCAACCUCCGUGGGGUCUGUGGGGUUAGUGAGAGCUUUUUGCUCGAUCUGGAGCGUCACCUUCAGGAGAGUGUGGUCAUGUCAAAAGUCGGGGACAUUGUGUUGCAUCACAGAAUGAAACUCCAUGCAGUCUACGUGCCUUAUGUGACUAACCUGAUGUAUCAAGAGGACCUGAUGUCCAAACUACAGAAGAAGCACAGGUUUUCACAUGUUCUGCACAAACUGGAGAGGGAUGCAAAGUGUCAGAGGCAAACCCUGAAGUCCUUCCUGGUUCUUCCCUUCCAGAGAAUCACCAGAAUAAAGCUCAUUUUAGAGGCAACCUUGAAGCUGACCGAUCCAGAUGAUUCAUGUUUUGGGCCUUUAUCAGAAGCCAUUGAUGUCCUGCAUCAGAUUGUGAGCGAGUGUAAUAAAAAGGUACUGUGCAUGAAGCAAACAGAGGAACUGGUGCACUUGGAGAAGCUGCUAGAUUUUGGUCAAAUGAAGGCCAUUCCUUUGACCAAACCGGGGCGCUACCUGGUUCGUGAGGGCCGGCUGAGGCAAACAGACGUGAGGGUCUGUGCCAUAGCAGGGUCCACAGUGUCUUUCUCAGACGUCUAUUUGCAUCUCUUCAAUGAUCUGCUACUCCUCUCCGUAGAAAGGGAAAGUAAUUUCAGUGUGCAAGAAUAUGCUUGGUUCCCUUGCAACGUGCACGCAGAGGACAUAAAAGCAAACAUCCUUGGCCAACCAAAAGAAUGCUUUCUGCUCCACUUGACUCCGAGCCACAAGUCCACAACCCUUAUUCUGGUGGCCAACACAUGUACUGAGAGGGAUCUGUGGGUGAAUGCACUCAAUUCACACAGAUGAACAGCCGCUGCAGAUGUGAUUUCUGAAGUAAAGAAAGUGGCGACCACUUUUGAGAGGAAACCUUUGUUUCUGUUUUAUUUUAUUUUACGAUAUUGUGAAUCAAUAAAUUUCGUUAAUAAAGACUAUUUGUGUCUGUCUUAA